Messenger RNA from Drosophila innubila, 613 nucleotides. RefSeq names its product electron transfer flavoprotein regulatory factor 1 (gene osi). Gene Ontology annotation, cellular component: mitochondrion. Gene Ontology annotation, biological process: respiratory electron transport chain. Bases 120 to 380 code for a protein of 86 amino acids. Lineage: Eukaryota; Metazoa; Arthropoda; Insecta; Diptera; Drosophilidae. The transcript is spliced from 2 exons. The record is from RefSeq and is a predicted model, not a curated record.
CAACAGUUUCGUUCGGCAUUUGACAUUUGCACAGCGAGUGAAUUACAACAAAUACCAAUAACAUUUAGUUAUUCGAUUGCAUUUAGGAGUUAAACAAAUACAUUUUUUGAUUACUGGUGAUGUCAGAGCUGCGCUCCAAAGUUAUCACUCUCUACAAGCACUUACAAUAUUUGGGCCGUGAUUAUCCCGGCCUUAAUGGGCCGCAAAAGUUCCGACAACAGGUGAAGGAUGCGUUCAUAAGGAAUAGAGAUGAGCGCGAUCCCAAAAAGAUCGUUGCUCUCUUGGCGCAGGGACGUUAUCUCGCCAAGGAGGUGGAGGCACUGUAUUCCCUCAAGAAAUACCGCAGUGUCAAGCAGCGUUACAGUGACCAACAAAACUAAGCGGACAUGCAUACAGAAUUAAUGGACUGAAAAUUGAACGAGAAUAUGAUUCAACAAAAUGCUUUUGUUUUUAUUGAAAAGAAACCAACCAACACACACACACACAUACAAAUACAUUAAAUAUUAGUUUCGAAUGUCUUGUCAAUGUUUAACUUUAAGUUAUUGUUGAAUAAAAAGCGCCAAUGUCAUUGAAUAACCAAAAAAGCAAAAGAAGACAGUGACAAAAUUAAAAA